Molecule: messenger RNA, 2972 nt
Organism: Mizuhopecten yessoensis (Yesso scallop)
Lineage: Eukaryota; Metazoa; Mollusca; Bivalvia; Pectinida; Pectinidae
Exons: 6
Coding region: 156-1772 (538 amino acids)
Source: RefSeq, a predicted model, not a curated record
UACGAAAAUCCAUCCGGGAUUGCGAUAGCGGAACUGUGCCAUUAUAAAAUUAUGGAAAAGGUUUGGCAGAGAUGACAUCGGUAGAGUCCAGGAUGAUAAAUAUAUACACACAAGUGAUGCAUUGAUCUUGAUUUACAUUGUCAGUCAACGAGAAAAUGUUGACUCUACGACCGAGUGAAAUACGAUUUAGUCAAGAGUCUAUCAGAAAUGUCUUUCACGAAAAAAAAAAACAUGCCGAUACACAUAUCGGUGAAACAUUGGAUGCCCUGUUGACAGGAAAGUGUAAAAUCUCGGAGAUACCGCCUAUAACUGUCGUUUAUAUGAAUGAAAACUGGUACACGGCCGAUAACAGGAGAUUGUGGGUGUUUCGGAAGCUCGAAGAGCUUGGACAAUGUACCAAAAUUCCUGUCGGAAAGGGUCAUAGGAUUCCUCAGAAAAAAAUAACAACACUGAAUGACGGGACAGAUAUUCGUGUCCGGCGCGAUCCAGGUGGUUAUCAUUGGAGACAUUGGGAUAAUGACCAGCUAUAUGAUGACUUGUGUUCUGACGAUCAAUCAUCCAAUUCCUUUGAUGAUGAGGACUACGAAAACGGAUAUACUAAAAUCACGGUUGCAGAAAGUAACGAGAUUCCUUCUAGAAAAUGCAUAACUAUCAAUGAUGGCAGGCCAGGUCUCAAAAGUCAUGAUGCAUUGAGAUCUUAUAAGCAUCGACAAAGCAAUAGUGCUACAAUGCCGGGACCAAAUGAACAGUCUUCAUGCUUUGCGGCCAAAGGCAUGUCUUAUCCCUAUCAGUUCCAAAGUAUUUCACCCUUACAUGUGAAACCGGUGGUUCGGACUUCAAUUAACAAACCAGACAUGUACCCUGAUAACAGAAUCACCAGAAACGUAUCAAAAGCUAAUAGUUCUAUGCAGUCUGAAACGAAAGCAGAGUACUCAUCAGAACAAAGCCUUGUAAACAAAGAUCAAGAUGAAAGUGACGAGAACUGCACAAAGCAAGAUAAUAAAAAUCAAUACGAGCGAGACGUGUCCUACUCAUACCAUUGGAAUACAUACCAAGACGAUGCAGAUAAGUACGCCCCAAACCAAGAGAAUGACUAUCAAGGUGAGGCAGAUGAGUACGACUCAGACCAUGAGAAUGACUAUCAAGAUGAGGCAGAUGAGUACGACCCAGACCAAGAGAAUGACUAUCAAAGUGAGGCGGAGGAGUACCAAGACCUAGAUACUGACUAUCAAGAUGAGAUGCUGGAGAGAUUCGGAAAAUGUAUAGAUAUUCCCGUCCGAAGAGUUUAUGACGGUUUGACGGAAGAAACACUAACAGCAAUGAAGCAUGGCGGGAGGACAGUUCGGGUAUGCCGCGGCGAUGCAGGUGGUCAUCACUGGAAGACACUGCAGAAUCCGUCUACAGUUGGUACACCUGGGCCGAAUUCACGUUCCGCAAGGUUGAGGUCCCGUAACUCUGAUAACAGAAGAUCACAAAGACGAAGGGCGUUUCAAGAACAAAUUGAUCUAAAUAGAUUCCUUCACACGGAUGGAACGAACGUUUCAGUAAUAAAUGGAGACGAGGAUUCGGACCUUCAGGAGUACACUUGCCUAUUUCCAGAUCGUCCGCUUCCUGUGCAAAGUCAUUCCUCACGAUCCCUCCAUAUUGAAUACUGUGACCCAAUGAAAAUCACUUGCAUAAAAUACACAAUCAAUAUGCUCCUGCUCCUGGUCCUUUCUUCAGGUUCAGCAAAAUAUUCCUCGUGCUUCGGAUUUUCGGACAAGAACAGAUAAAUGACCAACGGCGCUGGUCGUAAAAAUAUUCAGCUUAUACGACCCGAGCUUUAAAGCAGGUGCCGAUAUGAGUAACGAUGAGGAUGAUCUACAGUGGUUGGCUUAUCAUGUUGGGCAUGAUCAUUUGAUCACUCUCGUAUAGCUGUGUAAGGUCACGGCUGUUUUGUGCCGUUUCCUGUUCACGCUUCGGCUGAUUUCAGUGAUUGUUAGAUCAAAAUUAGCUUUUUUAUACUGUUUCUAUACAUAUACAGGUAAAUUAAUAUGUAUAAACUAAACAAAAGUUCGAAAUAGUCGCUAGUUAAUCUUCUUUUAUGACAUUACUUCAUAGUCAAAAUAACAAUUAGUCGAGGAAAACAACACAUUACCAAUGUGCUCUGUUGAUUUACUGAAAUCAGUCGAAGUGUAAACAAGAAACGACACAAAUCAACAGUUGCCGUACACAGGUACACGACAGUGUUGUUACAAGGAGUGAAACAGUAAUCAUGGAAUAAUGUUUCAAAAUCAAUUAGUGUUACGCUUUCACAACAGUGCUUGUGAUAAUUAUAUUAAUCAUUAAACAGUUUGUAAAAAGUGUAUUAUUAUAAAGUUUGAUUGAGCUUGAGUGAUUUUUUUAGAUGUGAUUCAAAAGGUAUUUUUCAACGCUUACUUGAUGAAAAGAACGUGUAUUCAAAACUCAUUUGUUGGAGGGAAAGGGGAAUCAGUUUGUGUUUGAAAAACGGUUUAUAUAAACCUUAAUUGGCAUACCAUGUAAUAUAUAUUUCUAUUACAUAAAUUAGAUAAUUGAAUGUUUGUUAAUGAAGAUUAAGCAUGAAUUACUAUCAAAUUUUACCACAAUUUGUGUCAUUCUAUCGGAGUCUUUGUGCAAUGUUACUGGUAAGCGUCUUAUACGAUAUUGCAGCAAAUAUACCACCCCGGAGACAUUCGUAAUCCGUAAUCCACACCUGUAUGUAUUUACACCUGCAUAUCGGAAACCGACGUACACAUAUGCGAGUCAUUUUAUUUGAUAUAAACGUAAAGACAAAGUACCAAACGCAAUAAAUGAAAGUUGUGACAAAUGAAUAUAUUAGUUUUAACAACCACAAUGGAUAAAAAAGACAAAGAUGAUAAUUUCAAUGCUCCAAAUCGUUAUAACGAACUUUCAUUUGAUGGACCAAAAUAUUUAUACUAUUUAUGUUCAUAUCUUCUUAUCAAAUAAACAAA